Molecule: messenger RNA, 181 nt
Organism: Symbiodinium sp. CCMP2456
Lineage: Eukaryota; Dinophyceae; Suessiales; Symbiodiniaceae
Source: the annotation of a GenBank genome assembly
AUGCGCUGCGGUGUGCACGGCACAGUGGACUACUGGGAGGCAUCUGUCGCCCUACCAGAUCGUUUUACGAAAUCUGAGGACUUGCACAGCAUCGCCAGGGUCCUGUAUGGCGCCGAUGCAGCAAAGAUCGAACAUUUCCUCUCGGAGACUGCCUCUGCAGCCUCCUGCCCAGUUCCGACAG